GCCAUGGAGCCCGAGAACAUCGUGGCCAACACGCAGCUGCUGAGAGCGCGCCAAGGAGGAUAUGGCAAAAAGAGUGGGCGUAGUAAAAAGUGGAGGGAGAUGCUGAAGCUGCCUCCUGUCAGCCAGUGCAGCGAGCUUAGACAUCGCAUUGAAAAGGAUUAUAGCAGUCUUUGUGACAAGCAGCCAAUAGGAAGACUUCUCUUCAGGCAAUUCUGUGAUGUAAAGCCUAAUCUAAAGAGGCACAUUGAAUUCUUAGAUGCAGUGGCAGAAUAUGAAGUUGCUUAUGAUGAGGACCGAAGUGAUUGUGGACUGUCAAUCUUAGAUAGAUUUUUUAAUAAUGAGUCAGCAACCCUUUUACCAGAAAUAUCUCCAGUUGAUGUGAGAGAAUGUAGAUUGAGACUAAAGCAGAAGCCUUCCAAAAAAGUCUUUGAGGAUUGCACUAGGAUUGUCCAUAACUAUCUAAAAGGGAAACCAUUUGAAGAUUACCAAGAAAGCUCAUAUUUUUCUCAGUUUUUACAGUGGAAAUGGCUGGAGAGGCAACCAGUAACAAAGAACACGUUUAGACAUUACAGAGUUCUAGGAAAAGGCGGAUUUGGAGAGGUGUAUGCCUGUCAAGUGCGAGCCACAGGAAAAAUGUAUGCAUGUAAAAAGCUAGAAAAAAAAAGGAUAAAGAGGAGGCAAGGUGAAGCUUUGGCUCUAAAUGAAAAAAAUCUCCUAGAAAAGUUACAUAGUAGAUUUGUAGUUACUUUAGCCUACACUUAUGAAACCAAAGAUGCCUUGUGCUUGGUGCUCACCAUUAUGAAUGGAGGGGAUUUGAAGUUUCACAUUUACAACCUGGGCAAUCCUGGUUUUGAUGAGCAGAGGGCUGUUUUCUAUGCUGCAGAAGUGUGCUGUGGCUUGGAGGAUUUACAAAGGGAAAGAAUUGUAUACAGAGACUUAAAACCUGAGAAUAUUCUCCUCGAUGACCAUGGACAUAUCCGGAUUUCAGACCUGGGUUUAGCUGUGGAGAUCCCAGAAGGACAGACUGUUCGAGGAAGAGUCGGAACACUUGGCUACAUGGCUCCUGAAGUUAUCAAUAAUGAAAACUAUACAUUUAGUCCUGAUUGGUGGGGACUUGGCUGUCUGAUAUAUGAAAUGAUUCAGGGACAUUCUCCAUUCAGAAAAUUCAAAGAGAAAGUCAGUCGGGAGGAGGUUGAUCGAAGAAUCAAGAAGGAUACUGAGGAGUAUUCUGAGAAGUUUUCAGAGGACGCCAAAUCUAUCUGCAGGAUGUUACUCACCAAGAAUCCGAAUGAGCGGCUGGGCUGCAGGGGUGAGGGAGCAGCUGGAGUGAAACAACACCCUGUGUUCAAGGGCAUCAACUUCAGGAGGCUGGAGGCAAACAUGUUGGAGCCCCCUUUCUGUCCUGACCCUGCUACAGUUUACUGUAAAGAUAUCUUCGAUAUUAAGCAGUUCUCCACGGUGAAAGGAGUCUACCUGGACACUACAGACAAUGACUUCUAUGCUCAGUUUGUUACAGGGUGUGUCUCCAUCCCCUGGCAGAAUGAGAUGAUUGAAUCUGGAUGUUUCAAAGAUAUCAACGAAAAUGAGGAAAACGUGCCAUUAGAUCAAAAAGAGAAAAUACGUGGCUCGGUUACCAGACCAAAGAGAGGCUUCUUCUGUAGACUCUUCAGAAGAGGGGGCUGCCUGGCCACCAGCCCCAGUGAGAAGGAAGGGGAGCCCAUGCGCUGCUGACUGUCUCAGGCAGGGUGUGCAGACGGUGGAGCAGACCUUGUGCCAGGAGGAAGUGCUGCUCAGCGUCUCAUCCUGACUAGGAAUUGUAAUAAACAUGACAAUCUAAAA
Carlito syrichta (Philippine tarsier) is the source of this 1839-nucleotide messenger RNA. It is a transcript of the gene GRK4, whose product is annotated as G protein-coupled receptor kinase 4. Gene Ontology annotation, cellular component: cytoplasm. Bases 4 to 1731 code for a protein of 575 amino acids. The transcript has 16 exons. Gene Ontology annotation, biological process: protein phosphorylation; signal transduction; regulation of signal transduction. Lineage: Eukaryota; Metazoa; Chordata; Mammalia; Primates; Tarsiidae. Gene Ontology annotation, molecular function: G protein-coupled receptor kinase activity; ATP binding. The record is from RefSeq and is a predicted model, not a curated record.